AUGAGGGUAGAGCUCUAUGGCUGUAUAGGUAUUGUGGCAAAGUUUGUAUUCGUUUUUAUGUCGACAAUUUCUCUCAAACCUGUUGCAAAUAAAAGCUUUAUAUGGAAGGGAAAUUUAUGGCAAAGGUCUUCAUUGGAACAUUUUUCUUUCCUGUUUAAUCUUGUAGCCAUCGGCGUUCUAGAUCCUAAGGUUCUCUACCCCCUUAACAAAUGGUUUUCAGUACGGGAAAUCAACGACGAACAACCCCAGGGUACCCCUGUUGGAGUGACGCUAGCAACUGGUCCAAAUGGUAACGAAGAUGGCUCUUACGAGUUCGAUGGACACGCGAACAGCUACAUUGACUUUCCAAACGAUGGGGGAUUGGAUGUACAGCAUUCCAUCACAGUGUUAUGUUGGUUGUAUCCUAAGAUUAUAGGUAGAGGAUCAAUCUUCAGUUAUGGAAUAAAUGAUCAGCAGUGGACAGUUCAUUUUUGGAUUUCCAAUUCGGGAAAACUUAUGGCUGGUUAUGCGGACAGAAAUUACUCGGACAUACCAGCUUUUAAGACCGAUAAUUCCCUGGCAAGUAACCAAUGGCACUAUGUUGGCACUUCCUAUGAUCACGAUACUGGUAUUGCAAGCAUUUGGAUAAAUGGUACAAGAAUUGUGCAGCGCAGUAUCGGAGCUGGAAUAACUCUUGCUACUCAAGACGACGUCAGAAUAGGUGCAUUUAAAGAGCGGUAUUUCACGGGAAGAAUUGCUGCAAUGCAAUUCUUUGACGCCGCGCUGACCGCGAAGCAAAUAAAUGAAGUGAAAGAAUCGGGUCUAGACAUAGACGAAUGUCAAGAACAGAAACACAAUUGCGACGUCAACGCCCAGUGUAACAAUACUUUUGGUUCAUUCAACUGUACUUGUGUCCAAGGGUAUUCAGGAAACGGUGUAAACUGUUGGGACGCAGACGAAUGUCAACAUCAGACGCACAACUGCCACGAAAAUGCACAGUGCAUCAACACUAUAGGCUCAUUCGACUGUACUUGUCUUCGAGGAUAUUCAGGAGAUGGCGUAGAUUGUUUUGAUAUCGAUGAAUGUGGAACAGCAACUCACAACUGCCAUGGAGUGGCUAACUGUUACAACAAUGACGGUUCCUUUACCUGUGAGUGUCGGGAUAGUUACACUGGUGAUGGGAUAUUAAAUUGUGAUCCCGUGGGAGACUUCUCAGUAACCAUCCGGAACAUUUCCAAGGACAAGAAUCACGCCACUCUUGUCGAGCGGUCGGUGAAAAGUGUUCAAGAAGCGAUAAUCCAAGGUUUGCAGAGCGAUGCCAAUGUAUUGGCAAACACCUUGGAAUGGCGUAUCAUUAGUGAAACAGAACUCGAUAACUCGGAGACAGCGGAGGGAGCUUUAGUAAGUCAGGGAACAACUGAAUGGACCAUAAACAGGAGAUCUAUACCCGCUGGUAUCUAUCAAGUCAAAUUUACUGCUUCUUACAAAAUUGGUGAUUCGGAGUUCCCACAAACUCUUACUGCCUUUGACUUUGGGUUUAUUGAGGUCAUUUCAGCGCCGGUAAAAGCCAUUAUUGACGGUGGCAGUAGCGUGCGCCUGGGAUCCGUCGAUAAUGUAACCGUGGAUGGCUCAUUGAGUUACGAUGGAGAUAUUGGCCCUGGAAAUUACUCAGGAUUAAAUUUCGCUUGGUCCUGCUUUCAUUCGGAGGACAAUGCUUCUUUGAGUAAUGAUUGUUUCGGUUCUUUUGUUGGACACGUAAACGCCAUUUCCACUUCCAUUACUAUCGACCCUCGUCAGCUUGCAGUACGGCAAAACUAUGUUCUGAGACUGACUGUGUCCAAAGAUGAGAGAAGCUCCUUUGCAGAAAUGUCUUUUGAGGUAACUGCUGGAGAAGUACCCCAGGUGGCAUUGAGAUGCUUUGUUGACUGUGGUGCAGUGGUAGCCGCUUCGAACAAGCUCCGAGUGACGUCAGAGUGUGUUAAUUCUCCAUGCAAUGGUUCAGUGUACGAAUGGCGAUUAAAAAGAUUGGAUGAUAAUUCGAGCAAGUGGGAAGGCAUACCUAUUCCACCUAACAUGACCUCAACUGCAGUGAAUGCGACCAAUAUGAUUAUCAAAAAGAAUUCAUUGCAAUCCAAAUCCAAGUACAGUUUAACGUUAUUCGUAACAUCUCCAGACGGAACAGAGGGUUUCGCCGUGCUUGAUUUCGAGACAGCUGGGGCGCCGCACAGCGGGUAUUGCACACCGUCAGUAACUGAAGGAGUGGUUCUCGAGACAGAGUUUACUUUUGAGUGUUUUGAUUGGCAAGAUACAAACGCACUUACUUAUGAAUUUCAGCUUGGAGAGGAACCAAUAUCUUACGGAAGCUCUCCCAAGUCUGUUUCGACAGUGUUACCGGCAGGAGCUCCAGAAGAUGAUUACAAGUUACAAAUUAACGUCGUCGUCAAGAAUGCCGUCGGCGUUGCGGUUGUAGUAAAUCUGUUUAUUAAGGUUAAACCAGCUGCUGAUCUUGAUCCCUGUCUAUCGUCGUCAGAUGAAGUCGCAAACAAGUUAAAAAGCUUUGUACUUGGGGAAGGCAAUCCACUGGAUGGAUUUCUUAAUAAAGGGGAACUCUCUCAGGCUGCCCAGCUUGCUUUGUCUGUCCUCAAGUCUGCCAACGAGAAAAACGAUUGUGAAAAAACAUUGGACCCAGGUGUAAAAAUGUUGAUUUCUGAAACAAUAAUUAUGAAGUUUACAGUUAUAACGCCAGAGAGUCUUGAAAUGUCCCGCUUGGUGAUGUCAGUGGUUAACGUGGCGAUGGGCGGCGAGAAAGGGACGGGAGGGAGUAAUAGUCUAGUAUUUAUAAUGCAAAUGACAGAGAAGGUUUCAAAUAUGCUAGUUGAUAACCUCAACGACUUGGAGGAGCCAUUUUCUCCUGUGAUAGAGCAAACAUCUAAGAGCAUUACAGGAUGUCUCACCAAUGUUCUUCAGUCAGCAGCAGGUGCAGAUCAAGCGAACGGAGUCUCAGAUGACAACCAACCUUCCUCACAGUUCGUGAAAAAGGCUUUGGGGAAAUUGAGUAACAUGAGCGAUGCGUUAUUUGGCCGCUUGGUUCCGUCCGAAGCCUUAGUAAUUCGUACAAACAACUUGGCAACAACUUUGAAGAAGGUCGCCGUCGACGAUGUGAAGGGACUCGCUAUGGAAGAAGGGCCCACAAAAUUUAAGCUACCUGCCAAUCUUGGAGACAUUGGCGAUGGAGAUAUUAACGCACGGAUGCAAGCUGUUGAUUUCAAUCCUUUCACCUGGGACAACAGCAGCAAAAAGAUCAAAUCAAGUGUAACCAGUCUUGCUCUUCAAAGUGGCAAUGGGGAAAAGAUUAAUGUGUCAAACCUUGAUAAUUACAUUGAGAUAGUUAUUCCGAUUUCGGGUCCACCGACAAACAACAGCAACGGAACGGAACAUUAUUUCCUAAAGCCAAACAAAAUGUCAUUCCGUAGUUAUUACGCAGAGCUAGCAGAUGUACCCGUUUCUAUCAAAAUCAAAGCGCAAAAACAAGGAAUUGCUAUUCAAUUGUUUUUGAAAUUUGGAGCAAGACCUACAAUCGAGGACUUUGAUCACAACUUCACUGUUACGUCAACAUGUAAAAAUCAAACAGAUGACAAACAAAACGAAACAUUCUGCCCUCUAGAAGGGGGCUCAUUAACAGUGGUACCUUCUGAACCAAGUCGUCUUUAUGUUGGUCUGUUGAUUCUAGUCAACGAACAUUCCAGAAGACGGAGAUCGGCAUGUCUUGGUCAUGGUCGUGAAAGACGGUCAUGUGUCGGCGUCAAGGAUCCCCCACCAAAAGGAGUUACUAAAACAGUUAUUCCCCAGUAUGAUCCAUUAACCGAUGUCAACUACACCUUCAGUAUUACCCAAUCAAGUUGUCUGUAUUGGUCUGAAGAAAAAGAGAAGUGGACUUCCGAUGGUUGCAAGGUUGACGCCAGUUCAAACACCACUCAUCUUAAAUGCCUUUGCAACCAUUUGACUUCCUUUGGUGGAAACUUCAUUCAAGCACCAAAUCCCAUUGAUUUUGACAAGGUUUUCACUGAGUUUACGCGCCUUGGAGAAACUGGCAAUAUUUCAGUACUUGUCACAAUAGCAUCUGCUUUUCUUCUCUACUUCGUUAUCUUAAUAUUCGCAAGGAGGGCCGACAAGAAGGACGAAAGCAAGACGUCUUCUCCUAAGCAUGUAACCAUCUUUGAUGAAGGAAACUAUUUUUACGACAUGGUUAUUAGCACUGGUGUUUGGAAACAUUCAGGAACAACAGCCAACGUAUGUCUUAGCGUUAAAGGCGAAGUUAAUGAGCACAAGCUAAUUCCGCUGCGAAGUAAAGAAGAGUCAGGUGAAAUAUUUGCUCGAGGAAGUAUUAAUGGCUUUGUCCUCAUCACUGACGAAUCAUUGGGUACUUUAAAUGAAAUAACUUUGGAACACGACAAUUCCGGAGAUGACCCCUCUUGGUUUGUGGAGACAGCCGUAAUUCAAGACAGGCAGACAGAGGAACGAUGGGUGUUCCCGAUAAAUAGGUGGCUUGCGUUAGAAAAGGACGAUGGACAAGUAGAAGUUACCGUGGACAACCAAAGUGUUGCGUCCUUUUCAGCUCAUGUACGUUCGCGCUUUGGACGAAAGAUUGCAGACGGUCAUCUAUGGGUCUCAGUGUUUGGUAAAGCAUGUAGCAGCACUUUCACCCGCGUACAAAGAGCCUCGUGUUGUCUCUCAGUGCUAUUCAGCGCCAUGAUUGCUAACGCUAUGUUUUAUAACAUUGGUGGAGAAUCCGACGGAGCUAUACAAGUUGGUCCAUUUAAGUUUUCUUGGAAACAGAUUGUCGUGGGAGUUCAAAGUGGACUGAUAGUUGCACCUGUUAACAUCCUGAUUGUCCUCCUGUUUAAGUCCAGUAGACCAAGAAGGAAAAAGGCAGACAAGUAUAAAGACAUUGACCGGGCCCAGCGACUCGUGGAUGAAAUAAGUGAAACAGGUUGCAUGUUGCCUCAUUUCUGUGUGUACAUCGGUUGGUUUCUAUGUUUCGUCACAACUCUUACAGCUGCAACUUUCACCUUAUUUUACAGCUUAAUGUGGGGUAAAGAAGUUGCCGAACAAUGGCUUGCUUCAAUUUUGAUUUCCAAUGGACAAGAUAUUUUUGUUGUACAACCAACAAAGGUAAUGCUGGCCGUCAUUGUAAUUUCUUUGCUCUUGAGCCGAAAAAACAGCAACAAAGAAGGAGAUUCUGGAGAGGGUGAAGAUUAUGAUUCAUAUGACGAUGAUAUCGAUUUUCUUGGUGAUGAUCCUAAACAGCGCUUUAAGCAAAGUCUGUUGGAAAAGAUGCGUAUCCGAAGCAAAAAAGAAGCUCAGUUGACAGACAUUGUGAAGGACAUUGUUCUUCAUCUAAUAUUUGUGUUUCUCCUGGCUAUUGUUUGCUAUGGCAACAAGAAUAAAAACCGUUUUCUAAUGACAAGUGCAACGAGAAAUGCCUUUACAAAGUUUGAUCUGGUAACCGACUCCCAGAGAUUUUCGCGUUGGUUAAGGCAAGAGUUCCUUCCAAAUAUUUACAGUCAAGCGUGGUACAAUGGCUUUGAAGAAAACAAUGAUGUAUACAUCGCAAACAAGAUGUCAAUAUUGAUCGGCAUGCCUUGGAUGCGACAGCUGAGAGUAAAAAAAAGUCCGUGUGGAUUACUCUCAGAAAUCAUCUCAGUCUGCUAUUACGAUUAUUCACCCGAGGGAGAGGACACCACAUUGCUGAGUCUUCCAGGAUGGAAACCUCUCCUCUACAAUACAUCAUGGCCAAAGGCUCUGCGAAUGUGCCCAAAGCCUUGGCGUUACCAAACAGCCAAAGACCUGGCCAAUGAUCCAACAAAAGCCGCAUACAAUACAUAUGAAGGAGGUGGCUAUCCUGCUGUCCUUGGGUAUGACGAAAACACUGCCCUCGGCGUCUUAAGUGAGACACUUGAACAAGGAUGGGUUGAUCGGCAGACUCGCGCGAUUAUUCUAGAGUUCGCAAUUUUUAACAUUAACACAAACUUGAUCAGCAUCGCUGCUUACUUCUUCGAGAUGAUCGCUACUGGCGCUGCCUACACUUCAAGGAGGGUUGAAACACUCGAGUUGUACGGUACAGAGUCAGGAGCUCUGAUGUUCUAUCUCAUUUGCCAGUUUUUGUUCAUGGCCAUGGUGCUAUAUUACUUCAUUAUGAUCCUGAUCCACCUAUAUCGGGAGCGUCUUGGAUUUUUCAAGUCUGUCUGGAAUAUGAUUGACUUCUUAAUGAUUGUCUCUUCUGUCGCCUCCGUUUCAUUCUAUAUGAUUAGAUCUAAAAGUAUAUUACAGAGCAUCAAAGCAAUCCAAUCUAAUCCUUUUGAAAUUAUGCAUUUUCACUCAGCACUAGAUUGGGCCAACUGGGAAAAUGCCUCAAUCGCUGUUGCCGUUUUCAUCGUGACACUGAAGCUUUUGAAUCUCAUCCGUUUCAAUCCUUAUGUGAUUUUCUUGUUUUCAUCUUUCCGGCAGUCUGUAGGCUACCAAUUGUCAUAUCUGGGUGUUUUUCUCAUCGUCUUCAAUGCUUUUGUCAUAUCAGGGAUGACAUUUUUUGGUGGUACGGUCAUUAACUACUCAAGCUACCUGCAAGCAGUCAUCUCGCAGUUUCAGUUUCUUCUGGGAACUGCUGUCCCACUCGAUGACCUCCGUAAUGACAAGCCCUUUAUUGGCCCAACGUUUGCUCUGCUAUUCAUGUUAUGCAUGACUGUCAUCCUUAUGAAUAUGCUGGUUUCAGUCCUAAAUGAGUCGUACACUGACGCCAAGACAAACGUUGAAGAAAGUGCCGACCAGCUUGAAAUGGUCAGAUUCAUUGGUGAACGUUUCAUGGAAAUGUUUCAGGAAGGUAAAAGGAAACCUGAAUUCAAGCUAUUUUGUGACGACGUGACUUUUACUAACAUGUGCAAUUCUGACGCAGAGCCAUUCUGUUUGAAUUCUGAAAGUAUCAUCCAGUGCACCGAGCAGAGAUUGGAGAAAGUGGAGAAAAGACUAUCCGCCCUGACUCGGCGAACGGAAAACGCAGUGACUGACCAUUUUAAGGAGGAAGAUGAAAUUUUCGAUCUCUUCUACCUGAUUCUAGGGGAGGGGCCCGGGGGACCCGGACUCCCCCCUUAUUUUGGGUAAAACAAAAAAAAAUCGAAGUAGGAAGAAAAGCCGGCAGGACAAGCAAGAAAACAUAACAAGUUGAAAGAUAACAACUAUAUUCAAGGAUAAGAAAGCAAUAGGAAAAUUGUCAAGAGAGCCCCGCGUUCUCCUCCUUACAUGUGAUCGGGUUGUUCAAAGCUUAAGCAAACCCAGGAUUAGGAAGAAUUUUGACUUCAGUUUUGUACUUUCUCGGUGAAGUUUUCUGUUUCUACUGUUUGUCCUUCAGUUUUGAGCUUGAGUAAUCUCACACAACACAAAACGUAAGAAGUGAAGAACAGUUUUAUAUCGGAAAUAUUGAUACUUCAGUUAACGUUUUAUCCGGGGUUACUGUUUUCGAACAACCCAGCAGGGUAGUACAUCGUAUUUACAUUGUUGUCAAUUUAUAUUUCCGAGAGGAACAAUGGCGCUACAGUAGAAAGAAAUUGUUUAAACAAUAUCGGUUAUUUUUUUGCUUCCUAAUUAGACUAGACGAUCUUACGUUCGAAAGAAGGAGCCUAUAGCGAUCGAGGGUAACUUGCGGAACAGAA
Messenger RNA from Orbicella faveolata, 7682 nucleotides. Its product is annotated as polycystin-1-like protein 2. The record is from RefSeq and is a predicted model, not a curated record. Gene Ontology annotation, cellular component: membrane. Gene Ontology annotation, biological process: detection of mechanical stimulus. Gene Ontology annotation, molecular function: protein binding; calcium ion binding; calcium channel activity. Lineage: Eukaryota; Metazoa; Cnidaria; Anthozoa; Scleractinia; Merulinidae.